Molecule: messenger RNA, 653 nt
Organism: Aspergillus novofumigatus IBT 16806
Lineage: Eukaryota; Fungi; Ascomycota; Eurotiomycetes; Eurotiales; Aspergillaceae
Exons: 1
Coding region: 172-561 (129 amino acids)
Source: RefSeq, a predicted model, not a curated record
UCCUUUACUCUACAUGUCUUCUUACCAUGUACUUGUACCAAUCCACUGCCAUAUUAUCAAAAACAGUCUAUCCAUGAAACUAAACUCCGCGCCAUAUUGUCAUGGACCCAUCCAAUCUAUGAAACAAACAAACUCGCCAUAACGCAUCAAGAAUCAAAUAGGGUAAUACCAAUGCCGUCCAUGCAGUCCAUGCAAACCCAUUCCCAUGUCCAUACACAUCCUAUUCUGUUCGGUCACGCAUACCUUCCCAUAAGGCUAACAUCCCCCUCAUACCCCACCCCCUGCCCCUGGAACUGCUCAUCCUGCCCCUCCUCGUACUGCUGCUGUUGCUGUUGUUGCUGCUGCUGCCGCUGCUCCUCACUCUCAUUGAUCAUCUGCUGCUGCAACACAAUACUAUACACACUCGCCUUGAGCAGCGUACACACCGUCGCAGUCUUGCGCUCCAGCAGCCGUAACCCAUCAAGCGUCAACGAGGUCGGAUCCCCCGCCAGCCCGGCCAAUUUAUCCGAUAACUAUACCCCGUCAUCGUUAGCAACACCCGUUGAGACUCGUAGCACGUAGCUGGCUAGCUAGUGGGGGUUCUGUCGUGCAAGCCGAGGCGUAGGCGUAGGCGUAGGCGUAGGCGUAGGCGUAGGCGGAGUGUGGACCUACCU